Molecule: messenger RNA, 219 nt
Organism: Iphiclides podalirius (scarce swallowtail)
Lineage: Eukaryota; Metazoa; Arthropoda; Insecta; Lepidoptera; Papilionidae
Source: the annotation of a GenBank genome assembly
AUGUUGGGUAGAAGACCACUCGAUUUAAGACCUCUACGGAUUGAAAGCAGGAGAGUUGUUUUGGAUGGGUGUGCAGACGCGGCCGGAGGGCGGAGGCUGCGCUCGGGCGAGGGAGCGGGCGGCGCGGCGCCUGGCACGAGACUGCCGCCCGCCCGAGCGUGCCGCCCGCCCUCGCACCUCGGCCCUCCGAGCGCCAACAAAACACAGAUCGCGAGUCCA